Messenger RNA from Aspergillus glaucus CBS 516.65, 5294 nucleotides. RefSeq lists its product as uncharacterized. Gene Ontology annotation, biological process: positive regulation of transcription by RNA polymerase II; DNA-templated transcription. Lineage: Eukaryota; Fungi; Ascomycota; Eurotiomycetes; Eurotiales; Aspergillaceae. Gene Ontology annotation, cellular component: nucleus. The record is from RefSeq and is a predicted model, not a curated record. The transcript has 7 exons. Gene Ontology annotation, molecular function: DNA-binding transcription factor activity, RNA polymerase II-specific; zinc ion binding; sequence-specific DNA binding. Bases 1 to 5217 code for a protein of 1738 amino acids.
AUGGCUGCCGCUACAAUCACUAGGGCGGACGCGCAGUUAUCGCCCAGAAAUGACAGCCAUGUCGAACUCUUCCAGAACAACACUGUUCCUGCUCCUGGGCGAAAGAGAAAGACUUCUGACUCAUCCGCCGGAAACAAUAACAAGAGCCAUGCGCAACGGCAGAAAAUCACCAGAGCAUGUGAUUACUGCAAGGGAAAGAAGACCCGUUGCACAGGGACGCUGCCAUGCUUGAGAUGUUCUAGGCUGUCGUUGCGUUGCGAGUACAAUGCUGCUUAUUCUAGGGGGUUACCCCCGGAACCUGUACCGUUCUCAAAAAGCGGAGGUGGGAAUACCAGUCCUUCGUCCAAUCAUACCGGUUAUAAUCUUAGCCCUCCGUCUCAAGGAUCUGCUAGGAGCCGUCUCAUAGGUCCUGCUUCGUCACGCUCACAGCCUCUUAGAGGCAGCUCGGGGCUUGGGUCUCGGGAUUCGCCAGAACCGGUGGCUACAGACCUAGAGGGCAACUAUCUUGGUCCUUCCUCGGGCAUCUCUUUUCUCAAUCGAGUAUGGCAGCGUUUACACCACGAUGAAUCUUCUGCGAUCACGGACGAACUGCAAAAUGAGUGCUCUACAAGGAAUACAUCGGUGUUCAUGUUCGGGGACAGACCAUAUUCAAAUUUCCAGGAAUCCGGUUUUACGCUUCCACCGUUCGACAAGGCCCGGGAUCUGGUAGAUAUCUACUUUGAUUAUGCCAUUGUCACUUACCGCUUUUUGCACAGGGGAAGCGUCGACGAGUGGUUGACUCAGGUGUAUGAGAACGAUUUCUCCAUUGCUAACCCACCGACUGGCAAUAUGGUUGCGAGAACCGCCAUCAUACUUAUGAUCUUCUCGGUAGCUACUUUUGAGCUAUGGUAUACGGCCUCAAAGUACAUGUCUUCCAUAGAGUCUGGUCCUCCGCGACUAGAGACGAUCCAAGGACGUCUGGGCCAAUGUCUUUACCUGCUCUCGUCCUCGCGAGCAAAUGAGUGUUGGUAUGCAUUUGGCACGGCCUUACAACUCGUAACGGCACUAGGGUUGCAUAGAAAGUUUUCUGUAAAGAAGUCCAAAAAUGGAAAUACCUACCUUGAACAGGAACUUCGAAAGCGCAUCUUCUGGAGCGCAUACACCUUGGACAAGUACCUCAGCGUCAUGUUUGGACGGCCCAGGUUGCUUCAUGAUGAGGACAUUGACCAGGAACUUCCCGAGGAAAUGAAUGACGAGGACAUGCUGCAAGAAGACCCGGCAAAGAGGACUGGCUCAGCAGACUGUAUGAUGAUCGCGUCUGUUCUCCAUUACAAGAUCGGUCGUAUUCUCGGGGAAAUCUCGCGGCAGCUUGGUUCAAUCAAUUCCCAUUCUCGAGAUUCGCCACUUGACAGAGUCGUUCGUCUUACUACAGAGCUGGAGAAGUGGAAAGAAGAGAUGCCACCACUGUUCAGUAGUGUUCGCCCGACGAGUCUUAUCCCGCCGCUUUGUCGACAGAGUCAAGUCCUACAGCUGGCAUAUUCCCAUGCGAUGAUCCAUGUCACCCGGUCAUUCCUCUUGAACGAUUUCACAGACCUCAGCCGCAGACCUCAAAUACCCCAUCCGACAGUGACGAAUGUCUUGCAGAAAUGCAUCGGUGCUGCUGAGAAUGUUAUUACUCUCGUGGACAGUCUCGCCAAACAGGGCGUCAUGAUACAGUCGUUUUGGUUCACGCAUUAUAGUAUAGAAGAUAGCAGUCGCUUGCACGAUCUAUUCGACCUUGCAGAAGCCUGUCAACGGCAUCUCGCAGAAGCCACUCGCCAAAACUGCCCGAGUCGUCGUUACAGCAUCAUCUUGGAGGAGUUGAGACGUGAAGUCCAUAGACAAAUCGGCUCUCCAUUACCAUCGAGCACACCGGUAAACGUGCGAAACCAGGAAGCUGCUCUGGACCAAGAUCAAUUUCUUUUUGCCAAUGUCGACCAGUCAGUCUCGCUGGAUUCCAGUGUUCUGGACUAUGCUCCGCCACAGAACUUUCAGGCGUCAGGCUUUUCUGGAGCUUCGCUUGACCCUAUGGAUGACAUUGGUCUUCUGGAGAGCCUGGAAGGGCCGAAUUGGUGGGCUCAGCUGGAUUCUUGGCCUCCAUCGGCCUUUCCCCCGGUUUCGACAUUGGAGGCCAAAACGACUUCCGUCAAGGUGCCGGAGAGAGAAGCAUUGACAGUAGAUGAGCUCGUACGACACAGAGCAUCGCUCGGCUCCUCGCAACCGGUGAUAUCGUAUCCACGCACAGGUACCGAAUAUGUUGAUUAUCCGCUACGCCAGCUCGAUAUCUAUGCUUUUCGCGUUGCCAAAGACACUGGAGCUCGUAUCCCACCGAGAGCCUCGUCGUCGGAGACGCCAGCAGUGAUUGCUCUACUGGGACCGUCUGAUCUAAACUACCUGGUCACUCUUCUUGCGCUUACGAAACUCGGUCACUCCAUCCUGUUUCUCUCGACGCGCAUAUCUCUGGAAGCAUAUGCCUCGCUGUUGGAAAAGACGCAGUCCAAGCACAUCUUUAUCCAUGAGUCUUUCAAGAACACAGCAGCCGAGCUCAAGGAACGACUCCCGGAUUUGGAUAUCAGCGAGAUCCCGACUCAGGCAUCCUACGACUACCCUAUUGUCGAAGAUGUCGAUACAAACCUCACGCCAAAUUUGGACCUAGAGAAAGAGUCAAAAUAUAUCUCGUUUAUUAUCCACUCCAGCGGCUCAACAGGCCUUCCCAAACCAAUCUUCCAGAACCAAGGCGCUGCGAUCAGGAACUACGCAGGGAACAUGAACAUGUCCGGGUUCAUCACGCUUCCGCUGUACCAUAAUCAUGGUAUUAGUUGUCUUUUCCGGACGGUCCAUUCGUGCAAGACGCUCCAUUUGUACAAUGCUGAGUUGCCACUCACGAAGCAGUUUCUGCUCGACAUCAUGCAGACUCAUCGGUUUGAGAUCUUCUACGGAGUGCCGUAUGCUCUCAAGUUGCUUGCUGAGUCUGACGAGGGCAUCGCGGUUCUGGCGAAGCUCAAGGCUGUUAUGUUUGGUGGUUCUGCUUGUCCGGAUUCGCUGGGUAAUCGACUUGUGGGGAAUGGUGUUAUUCUUAUCAGUCAUUAUGGAACGACUGAAACCGGCCAAUUGAUGACCUCCUUCAGACCACGCGAAGACAAGGGGUGGGAUUACCUCCGUCCUUCAGAAGCCGUGAAGAAGUACCUCCAAUUCGAAGAGCGCAGCCCUGGCAUCUUCGAGCUCAUUUGUCUCGACGGCUGGCCGUCAAAAGUGAUGUCUAACAGACCAGACGGUUCCUAUGCCACGAAAGAUCUCUUCCUGAAGCAUCCGACUAUCGAGGCAUACAAGUACUACGCACGCCUGGACGAUACCAUUGUCCUCGUCAAUGGUGAGAAGGUGAACCCCUUGGACAUGGAAGGUAUUGUCCGACAAAAUGAUGCGGUUUCCGAGGUUGUGGUUUUUGGGUCGGGUAGAGCUAGUAUUGGGCUGGCUGUCAUUCGUGCAGCUGACACGGAAUCCUUGUCUGACGAGGAUAUCAUCGAACGUAUCUGGCCUGCUGUUGAAAAUGCGCAUGAGGCCAUGCCCGCGUAUGGCCAGCUUUCCAAGACUCUAGUCAGAGUUCUCCCAGCAGACACUGAGUAUCCUCGUACGGACAAGGGAACUGUGAUUCGACAAGCCUUCUACAGGACCUUCAGCCGGUUGAUCGACGAAGCGUACGAGACGGAGGAUGCCAUGACCGGCACAUUGACACUAUCGGAGCCGGAAUUGAAGACCUUCAUCAGGGAGCAACUACAGUCGAUUCUACCGUCGAAGUCUCAGGCAGCAUUGACCGAUGACGCUGACUUUUUCGGUCUCGGGAUGGAUUCUUUACAAGCUACGCAGUUGCGGUCUGUUCUUGUGAAGACGAUUAAUACGAAUGGCCAGCAACUGGGGCUUAAUGUCGCUUUUGAGCAUCCCAUGGUCAAUGACUUGGCGCGUUAUCUUGGCUCUCUUGUUUCUGGGGCUGCAGGUAGUGAUGUGUCGGUUGAGGAGCAGAUGAGGGCGUUGAUUUCGAAGUACAGUCAGUUUGAACAGCAUAGGCCUGUUCCUAAUGGUCUCAACGGGGGAUACAUUGUCGUUACAGGAGCUACUGGAUCACUGGGCAGUCAUGUGGCCGCAAGAUUAUCGGUUCUACCACAUGUUCAAAAGGUCUACUGCCUCGUACGUGCAGCUUCCGUGAUCGAGGCAUACGACCGUCUGCUCAAGUCGAUGCGAACUCGAAGAGUCUACGAUACUCUUCCCGACGCCGCUCGAAACAAGCUGGUUGCGCUUCCAUCGGAUCUAUCUCAGACUACUCUGGGUCUCAAUCCCACGACAUACAACACCUUGACCUCAGAAAUCACAGACGUCAUCCACUGCGCCUGGUCCGUCAACUUCAACUACCAACUCGCCAGCUUCGAAAAAGACAGCAUCGGCAGUCUCAAGAACCUAAUCGACCUCUCCCUCAAAGCCCAACGACCAGCACCAGCAAAAUUCAACUUCUGCUCCUCCGUCAGUGCCGUGGUCAACACCGAAGGCAAUGAUAUCCCCGAAGCCCUCCCCGAAAAACUCAGCUACGCACAAGGCAUGGGCUACGCCCAGUCAAAACUAGUAGGCGAACACCUCUGCGGCGCCGCAAAACAGCAAACAGGCAUUCGAGCCCGCGUCCUCCGAAUCGGACAGGUCAUUGGAGAUACUCAGCACGGAAUCUGGAACGCAACAGAGGCGAUACCCCUAAUGCUCCAAUCCGCCACGACGAUCGGUGCACUCCCCAAACUCGACGAGUCACACCUCUGGCUUCCUGUCGAUACCGUCGCAGAUACCGUCAUCGACAUCACGCUUUCAUCAGAAGGCACAGAGUCAUCAAGUAUCUUCAACAUCAUCAAUAACACCCCCUUCCACUGGACACAUGAUCUCCUCCCCUACUUGCACGCCGCGGGUCUCGAAUUCGAAGAACUCGACCAACGCGAAUGGGUCCGUCGUUUGCGCGAGUCAAGUGCAGACCCCGUGCUAAACCCGCCGAUUAAAUUGGUUGAUUUCUUCGCGGGCAAGUAUGAUACCGAUCAGCCAAGGCGGACGUUUAAUUGGCGCACUGAGGAGGCGAGACGGGUCUCUGGUGCGUUGGCGGGUGCUGGGACGUUGAGUCGGGGGCUUGUCGAGAAGAUGGUGGAGUACUUCCGGGGGGAGUGUUGGAGGUAGAGGAUUGGUUAGGCGAUCUACCUUGUAUGGUCUUGGUCUCAUAUUUCACGAUCAAUGUUAUUUCUGUAUCCACAAUG